UGGUGAGGAAAACAACUCGAAGAUUUCGAAUGAAGAUUACAUUAGUCAGCUCAUUUCCGAAUGUCAUAAUGCGUACGACUAUUACGGUGAAUCCGACGCGGAGACAGGCCUUGAUGUCGAAUCAUUAGCUGCAUCUGAUUCUGGGAGUCGCAAUCGUCGGUCAUCAUGAGUGAGGUAUGUAUGUAAUCAAUGUUGUAUGGAAGUAAUGUUAUACCAUAGAAAACUGUUUUCAUGGCUAUGUUAUGAUUGUGUAGGUGACAUAAGUUGAGGGGAAAAAGAAUGUCCAAGAUACUGCUAGUGCAGAUGAUAAGAGGGAUAUGUUCAUGCAGAUAAUACAAAUGACUUUUACGUCUCACGAGGCUGCGUAUGAUUUCUACAACAGCUAUGCUAGAGAUAAUGGUUUCAGCAUUAGAAAGAAUAGGGUCAGGUAUAGCAAAACCGAGUCACGUCAUAUGCGUUAUAGGCGGUUUGUUUGUUCCAGACAAGGAAAAUGUGACAGCAGGUUGCUAACCGAGGAAGGACACAGCCGUAGGCUCAGACCCGAGACACGCUGCCACUGCGAAGCGCACCUGACCGUGAAGCUUGACCAAAAGCGUGGGGUUUGGUAUGUUGAUAGUUUUGAGGACAAGCAUAGCCAUAUCUUGGUAGGACCGGAUGAGGUACCUUUUCUUUGGUCCCACAGAAAAAUCAAAGAGUACCAGAGAGCUGAGAUACUGUCCAUGGGAGCUGCAGGGAUUAGAAUUCACGACAUGAUGGAUACCUUCAUCAACAAACAUGUAUGGUAUGGCGGUGUUGGUUUUACCAGGCGUGAAAUAUACAACCUUUACGCCAGGGAGAAGAGGAAGCUGCUUUCAAAAGGUGAUGCUGCCACAGUCAUAGGCAUCAUGGUCAGUAGGAAACAGAGGGAUCCUAGCUUCUUUUUCGAGUACAAGCUAGACAAGGAAGGACAUAUGAAUAGGAUGUUCUGGUGUGACUCCCAGUCUCGUCAUGACUAUGAGGACUUCGGCGACGUGCUUGUAUUUGACAGCACGUACAAGAUGAACCGGUAUGGUAUGCCAUUCAUACCCUUUGUUGGUCUUAACAAUCACCGGAAGACCACUGUUUUUGCUUGUGCCAUAGUUUCGGACGAGACCGAAGAGACAUAUGUGUGGCUGCUGGAGACUUUCUUGAGGUCCAUGUGUCAAAAGAUGCCGAAGAGUGUUAUCACGGACGCCGACGCUGCGAUGAUCAAGGCAAUUCGCCAAGUCUUGCCAGACGUGUGGCACCGUAUAUGUACGUGGCAUAUAGAGAAAAAUAUGAAGAUUCACCUCAGUCACAAGUCCUUGAAGGAGUUCCGAACUCUUCUGUACUACAGCACGUCCACGGCCACGUUUGAGGAGAGAUGGCACGCGUUUUCCAAAAGAUGGCAGUCGGAAAAAACAGUAACAUGGUUGAGACGGAUGUAUAAGAAGAGGAGACUGUGGGCUACGGCUUAUCUGACAGAGGGUUUUUGGCUUGGCAUGAAAAGCAACCAGAGGAGUGAAAGUCUAAACUCAUGCCUUCACCUUCACCUAGACGGUGAAAUGACCCUGGUGGAUAUGAUUUUGCACUAUGAGAACGCCGUUGUACGUAUCUGUGAGAAUGAGGCACGAGAUGAUUGCACGGCCUCACAGAGUUUACCGGUGCCAGUUACUAGCUCGAGGGAACUUGAGAUAGCUGCUUCUGACGUCUUCACUCCAGCAAACUUCUAUAUGUUGCAAGCUGAUCUUAGGAAAAUUGGUGGCAUCGAGAUUGUAGAAAUAAAGCUCGGAGACGGAUCACAGCAGUACAUCGUGGCCUGGAAGAAUAACUGGAAGAGCCGUUUUUGGGUGGAGUACACUCCAGUAAAUUCCGCAGAAACUAUAAGGUGCAGCUGCAGAAGAAUGAUUCGAAAGGGUCUACCUUGCAAGCACAUAUUCCAUGUACUGAAGUACUUGAAUAUAUCUGAAAUACCAAAGUGUUUAGUUCUUGUGCGGUUCACGAAAGAUGCAAGGUUGGGACUGCCCGCCAGGCGCACAAGCGAUCUGUUGGGAUUUGGAUGGACUGGAGCAGCUGAAGAAAUGAAAUAUAGCCAGGUCAGUGUGUUGGCUUCAGAAGCUAUGCAUGCAGCAUGCAAACACCCAACUUUGUGGGAUCAGUUACAGGAGAGUUUGAAGACCGUGAUAGCUAAGAGCCAUGAGUAUGAUCAGCUAAAGGAAAAUUUGAGUAAGAAAACGGCUGAUCUUAGUACUUGUGCAAUUGAAUAUGUAGACGAUGGUGAAGGCAACAUAGUUGAAGUUCAUGAUCCUAUUAAAGUAUCAACGAAAGGUGCAACUAAGGUAGAUGAGAACCGCCCUAUGUCGAAAAAUGGUAGGCCACUUUCGUACGACGAGAUCAGAAUCAGGUGCGGCGCAUGCAAAUUGCUAGGGCACACUAAACGCAGCAAGAAAUGCAAACUAAAUAAGAAAAGCGUGGUGGGCGAAGAAGAGUAGAACAGUUGCUAAAGUUAUGUUAGGAUGAAUCCAGUGAUCUAAUAGUGAGGUGUUUACAAUGUGUUACUGCAUACAUGAUACAUGAUAUAUACUAUUGCAAGAGGCCAGUACC
Aegilops tauschii subsp. strangulata is the source of this 2601-nucleotide messenger RNA. The record is from RefSeq and is a predicted model, not a curated record. Lineage: Eukaryota; Viridiplantae; Streptophyta; Magnoliopsida; Poales; Poaceae.